Oreochromis niloticus (Nile tilapia) is the source of this 2105-nucleotide messenger RNA. RefSeq names its product G-protein coupled receptor 55. The transcript is spliced from 3 exons. Gene Ontology annotation, biological process: positive regulation of Rho protein signal transduction; phospholipase C-activating G protein-coupled receptor signaling pathway. Gene Ontology annotation, molecular function: G protein-coupled receptor activity. Gene Ontology annotation, cellular component: plasma membrane. The record is from RefSeq and is a predicted model, not a curated record. NCBI's taxonomy places the organism in Eukaryota, Metazoa, Chordata, Actinopteri, Cichliformes, Cichlidae. The coding region runs from base 229 to 1200 and encodes 323 amino acids.
GCUGCUUCUUUCUUCAUAUGUUUACACAUAAAUAGAGUUCCAGCAGACGUGCUGAGCAGGUUCACGUUGCUUUGAUUUUAAACAGCUAUAAUGCAUAUUUGAACACAUGCAUGAUGUGUGGCACAGUCAGGAAGUGGUGAUGAAACAACAAAGGCUGAAAAGCAGAAGUGCGUCUGGCACAGCGCAGACAGUCAGACACACUGAAACUUGACUGGCAAGAGUGACAUCAUGACCAACAACAUGACAGACAGCUGCACUGAAGACUUCAAACAUGUGGACGAAGUGAUGAAAGUUUUGGAGCUGGUCUUCUAUAUUCCUAUAUUUGUCGUCGGUCUGAUUCUCAAUAUUGCAGCGCUGGUGGUGUUCUGCGGCCUUCUGCGAAAAAAGACUGAAUCUACUAUCUACAUGAUAAAUUUGGCUUUGAUGGACUUGAUUCUCCUGUUGCCGCUUCCCUUCAAAAUGCAUGCCACUAAUCACGAGUGGCCCGCCAGCUUAAACAGACUGUGUUCACUUUUGGAAGGGCUUUAUUUUUAUGGGAUAUAUGGAAGCAUAUACAUCAUUAUGUGUAUAGCUGUAGAUAGAUGGGUGGCUAUCUGUCACCCAUUUAGAGCCAAGCAGUUGCGUUCACCCAAUGUAGCUACGGCAACUUGUGUGGUCGUGUGGAUUCUUAUGUCUGCAUCAGUCAUUCCAGUCAUCUGGAACUUCGGGGAUAGCAGGAACGGCACAUUUCAUUGUUUCCAUCGGUUUUCACCGGAAGGCUGGAAACCUCCGAUCAUCAUCAGUGUGCAGGUGUUUGGGUUCGUUUUGCCUGCACUGGUGGUGGUUUUGUGUUCAGUUCAGAUCAUCUGGACACUUCAGCAGUCUGGCCAGCACAGCCCACAGAGCCGGGCCUGUGUGAAGAUCAUCUACAGCAGCCUGUGCGCGUUCCUGGUGCCUUUCACUCCGAGCCACCUGGCCAUCUUCCUGCAAUUUCUGGUGCAUCAAGGAGCAUUUCAGGACUGUGGCACCAAGGCCAAUCUCAGCCUGUUCAUACAGAUUGCUAUGUGCCUGUCAAACAUCACCUGCUGUCUGGACGCCAUGUGCUACUACUUUAUUGCCCAUGAAGUGAGGAACACCAGACACAGCUUCAGGAUGUCAAUAAUGAGCCAAAGAAGACCCACCAACAGCACUUCUGAACGGGAGAGAGGCGAGUCAAGUUGAGACAAAAACUGUCCCUAGAGGAUCACUGAUGUUAUGUUAAUAUAACAAAACUAAGGCUAAAGCCUUAUUUUGUAUCAGAGCAGUAAAGCUGGAGACAAGUCAAUAGGGGACCCAGUAGCUGAUAAGCAUAGUGUCACGCACUAAAAGUAAUUAACCUGCUCGUAAGGAAGCAGGUCAGAGUGUAAUCUAAAUUAACCACACAGCUGAAUGCAAGGCUGUAUGAUCUGAUCCAGCAGCAGGAAGCCAGUAGGCACCUCUCUAACCUCAAAGCGCCCUAAUGCGUUAAAUGAAGGCUGCAAAACAACCCAUGAACUAAAAAGCCACAGUCUGACAUGCUUUAAAAAAUCAUUAAAAGCAUGAAAAGGUCACUCAAACCUGCAAACCAACAAUGAGUGAAAAAGUGACAGGGACAGGCAGCAUGACUCAUUUUAAAGAACUAAAAACUGAUACUGGCGGGCAGUUCAAGAACGUCUUUGUGAUAUUAUCUAGGACUGAAAUCAAACAUGCACAAAAAAGGCUCUUAUGACUCAGAAUUCUCAUCAAAGACCAAAUCCACUAUUUUAUGGUAAAAUGGUAAAUGGCCUGUAUUUGUAUAGCGCUUUACUAGGCCCUAAGGACCCCAAAGCGCUUUACACAUCCAGUCAUCCACCCAUUCACGCACACAUUCACACACUGGUGAUGGCAAGCUACGUUGUAGCCACAGCCAAUCUAAUUAUUUUAGAUUAAUUGUUUCAGACUAAACGAAUUUAACAGAUGCAUAAUUAUUUUUUUUUAUUCAAAAAAGUUAACUAACUGUAAUAAUAAGCAUAUUUUAGUAGUGAAUCUCUAAUCUAUGAAAUGCAGAUUUACAUAAAAAGUCAACAAAACUAAUUUAGGCCAAUAUAUCUAGUAAAUUACGAUUCAAA